Molecule: messenger RNA, 1448 nt
Organism: Schistosoma curassoni
Lineage: Eukaryota; Metazoa; Platyhelminthes; Trematoda; Strigeidida; Schistosomatidae
Source: the annotation of a GenBank genome assembly
AAAACAUUAAUUCAUUUCAAAUCAUUUUGAGAAUGGUCUUUCGAAUUGAAGUAAAUCUUGGUAAUGGAUUCCUUCUAUUUAAAACAAUGAAACGGAAAUUUAAUCAUAUACAAUCAGUGAAUAAAUUUAAUAUAAAUAAAAUAAAACAUAUAAAAUAUUGUCAAAAAUAUUGUACAUAUUGUAGUCCUGAACGAUAUACCAUAUUAAUACAUAAUGAACAUUUAAAUCAAAUUCAUUAUACAAUGUGUCCAUAUGAUGAAUUAUUAAUUAUGGCUAAAUCAAUUUGUACAAAUUUAAUGCAAGAUAAUAAUCAGAACGAUAAUAAUAAUAGUAUAACAAUCUUAGUCUUAUCGAUAACUUGCGGUAAACUUUCCAAUUUCACAAGAUACAAUCCUGUUCUUAUCAACCGAAACAUCAACACUAGUACCAACAACAACAAGAACAAUACUCCUCCUCCUACUAAUAUAAGUAGUACAAGUCAUACAAAAUCAUCAAGUCCCCUUAACACAACAAUCUCUAUAAAUAUUCAAACUAUUAGUAAGACAAUUCAACGAGCUAAACUGGAAAAAGUUGAUUAUAAGCAAUCCAGAACAAAAUCUAAAUGGGGAAUUAUUAAUUUAUCCGCGUGUAAUAAUAUACAUUCUGAUAUUUCAAUUGAUCUAAAUACUUCAGUGAAUAGUAUGAACGAUGGAAAAAAGAAUAUUUGUUACACUUAUGAUAACCAUUAUCAUUAUUAUUGUUGUUAUUAUUACUAUUACUAUUAUUGUUAUCAUUAUCACUAUUAUUCAUAUCAAAAAUCACCUUUGUUUACAACGUUAUGGUCUGAGCAUAUCUUGAAUAGUGGGAGUAAAGAUAUCCAGCUGGGUUCAAAAACACCCAAUAUUAAUUGUGACGCUUAUACUCAAAAAUUUAAUAUCACUCAAAACUCCAAUAAAAAGCACACUGGUAAUAUGGAGAAAAUAUUCAUAGAAAACGAAACAGAUAAUGAAGUAAUGCGAUAUAUGUCUAAGUUUGAUUUGAUCAAAAACUGUGCUCAAAUAAGAUCCGAAAACCACAAACCAAACAGAUUGAAAGAUCUACAGUUAUCAGUUAAUUUACGUCCGCCAGAACCUGUUGGUUGUCAACUACUGCAAAUGAAUUCAGCACCAGUUACGAAAGGAUUGUGAACACUGAAUACAUGAAGCUAUGGUGAAACCUAGUUUUAUAUAUACGAAAAAAAUACAAAGGAGUUAGACCAUAAAAGAAUUUCAUCGAUGGGAAGGAAAAAUAUUCUCCGACUUCUUGUCAGUAAAGAUGUAUAGUUCAAUUAUUAUGUAUUGUAUCAUAAGAAAAUCAGAUGCAAAAACUAAUUUAUCUUCAUUUUUGUUAAACUUCUUUUACACCGUUUCACUGACCGAAUGUCAAACAACCCUUUUAUAUCUGCAUUGUGUAUUUAUCGCCAAUUGGUC